Molecule: messenger RNA, 1267 nt
Organism: Schistocerca gregaria
Lineage: Eukaryota; Metazoa; Arthropoda; Insecta; Orthoptera; Acrididae
Product: ankyrin repeat and protein kinase domain-containing protein 1-like
Exons: 4
Coding region: 176-1201 (341 amino acids)
Biological process (GO): positive regulation of transcription by RNA polymerase II
Cellular component (GO): nucleus
Molecular function (GO): transcription cis-regulatory region binding; protein binding
Source: RefSeq, a predicted model, not a curated record
UUCGCGAGACGUGUCAGACAGAGCGUGCAUCGCCGACUUCCGUCUACGAAACAGGGCAGGCGUGUGUUCCGAGCGUACAGCAGGAGGUGGCUCUACGGUGACACUGCUGGCGGGCGAUACGAGACUGGCAGCACACAGGGAGGUCCUGGCUGCCAGGAGCCCAGUGUUUGCCGCCAUGCUCCAGCCCGACACCCUGGAGUCCAGCAGCGGCGAGAUCCCCGUCACUGACGUGGAGGGUCCAGUGCUGAGCCUGCUGCUGGCCUACAUGUACACCCUGCAGGCCCCACAGGUACCGAGAGUGGCCCCCAAGCUGUUGGCAGCCGCAGACAGGUACGGCUUGUUGGCCCUGAAGGGUGAGUGUGAGAAGCAGCUGGUCGCUCAGCUGGCUGUGGAGACCGCAGCGGCAACAGCGGUGCUCGCCGUGAGGCAUUCGUGCCGAAACCUCACGUCAGCGGUCGUCGCCUUCAUAAAGGCCAACUUAGGGGUGAUGGCGACGCAGGGCUGGGCAGACGCAAUGCGUAAUGAGCCUCGAGAGUUGAUUGAAGUGAGUCGACUACUGGCUGAGCCAUCAGAAGAAACCAAGGUGCCGACCACCACCCCCGGGACUCACAAUCAGCCCCACAGCAACCAGGGCCAGACUCCUGUCACAGCUACACUACCGACACCUCCCCACCAUGAUUAUCAGUUUGACAAUGCUGCCAUCUCUCACAUGCGGGACCUUUCUGAAGAAGAGAAGGGCAGGAGGCUGAUCCAGGCAGCUGAGCAGGGGUCAGUGGAGAAGGUUCGACUGCUGCUCAAAGCAGGUGCAGGUGUGGGGGCGGUGGAGGAGGGCAAUUGGACUGCCCUCCACUGUGCAGCAGAACGAGGGCACGUGGAAGUAGUGAGGUGCUUGAUCGAUGGUGGGGCAGAGGUUGAUGCGAGGACCAAAUGGCAGCACACGCCACUACACUUGGCUGCCAUAUGUGGCCACACGGAUGUGGUGAGGCUGCUGGUGGCUUCCCGUGCUGACCUCAACCCCAGAGACCACCAGGGGAUGACGCCUCUGCACUGGGCAGUAGACCACGGUAACUCGGAGGUGGUGGCUGCUCUUCUAGAGGCAGGGGCUGACACUGAGGGCAGGGAUGAGCGUGGGGACACUGCCCUCGACUGUGCUACACGGGUCAACCGACAGGAGCUCAUAAAGAUACUAUCACGAAGGUAGCAGGCACAAAACAAAACAUUGCUACACAUCUUUCCGUUUUUGUAAAUAAAGCAUUCCAAAUAUUAA